AUGGCAAGUGCCGACUACGAUGCCGGCGAAACGUUUGAGAAUGUAUCAAGUCCACUGUCAGAUGCUGGGAAUCAAGACGAUGAUGCCGACUACGAGGCCGGCGAAACGUCUGAGAAUGUAUCAAGUCCACGGUCAGAUGCUAUGAAAACUACUAUGGCAGACGACUUCGGACUCGAUGCGUUCUACAUAAUUUCCCUGAACACAAGACCAAGUUGCGACAACGAGGUCAACCCACUUCUAUUUAGCAGAUAUUUGGACAAAGGGCCGACUUUCCUUGUCUCUUUAACGAGUUGUGGUGUGGUGCAAACUGGCAAGGCUCACUGA
This is a messenger RNA of Protopolystoma xenopodis, 324 nucleotides long. NCBI's taxonomy places the organism in Eukaryota, Metazoa, Platyhelminthes, Monogenea, Polystomatidea, Polystomatidae. The record is from the annotation of a GenBank genome assembly.